UGUGUGUGUAGCAGGAAGUGUGCAGCGGCUGCAUGUGUUUGAUCUUCAGUCAUGGAGUCCGUCUCUCUGCUGCUGCUGGUUCUGCUUCCAGCUCUGCUCCGGGUCCAGACCGGCUCAGGAGUCCGCCUCCCAGACCUGGACCUGGACCCGGACCCGGACCUGGACUCCUCACCGGGGGUCGUGGAGCUGGAUCUGUCGGCGGCGCUGCACCGGGUGGACCGGCGCUUUCUGUCCGUCACCAUCGACGCCAGCCUGGCCGCGGAGGAGAAGUUCAUGUCGCUGCUGGGCUCUGUGAGACUCAGGACUCUGGCUGCAGCUCUGGCUCCGGCCUUCCUCCGGUUUGGGGGGACAAGACAAGAUUUCAUGGUCUUCAGUCCUCAGACGGUCCUUCAGGGCCCCGGACUCCCUGCAGAGCCGUCCUGUGAUAAACGGGGGCUGCCCCGCUGGCUGGAGGAUCACCUGAGGAAGGCGUGGAGACAGCAGCAGGACGUCCUGAGGACAGAAGGUCUGCAGAGGAAGUUCAUCAGAGCCAAGUUCACAGAGUACACGGUGGACCUGCUGCACUCCUUCUCCAACUGCUCGGGGUUGGAUUUGAUAUUUGGUCUGAACGCUCUGCUGAGAACUGCCGACAACAGCUGGAACAGCAGCAAUGCUCACCUGCUGCUGCAGUACUGCGAGUCCCGAGGCUACGACAUGUCCUGGGAGCUGGGCAACGAGCCAAACAGCUUCGAGAAGAAGGCGGGCAUCCGAGUUGACGGACAGCAGCUGGGGCGGGACUUCAGCCACCUCCGAGCAAUGAUGUCACAAUCCAAACUGUAUGCUGGCGGCGGUCUGUACGGGCCGGACGUCGGGCAGCCGCGAGCCCACGGGACGGACCUGCUGCCGGGGUUCCUGCAGAGCGGAGCGGGCGCAGUGAACGCCUGCACCUGGCACCAUUACUACGUGAACGGCAGAGACACGUCUCUGGACGACUUUCUGGAUCCGGGGGUUCUGGACUCUCUGGCCUCAAAGACCCAAGAAGUCCUGCAGAAAGUGAAGCUCGAGUCUCCGGAGAUGCCGGUGUGGCUCGGAGAGACCAGCUCGGCGUUCGGAGGAGGAGCCGCCGGCCUGUCGGACACGUUCGCUGCAGGAUUCAUGUGGCUGGAUAAACUGGGCCUGGCGGCUCGGCUCGGUCUGGAUGUUGUGAUGCGUCAGGUGUUCUUUGGUUCUGGCUUCUAUCACCUGGUGGACGAGAACCUGGAUCCACUUCCUGACUACUGGCUGUCUGUUCUCUAUAAGAGGCUCGUCGGCCCGGAGGUUCUCAAAGUGGGAUUUUCUGGAGCUGCUCGGAGUAAAAGAACCCGUCUGUACCUGCACUGUGCCAACAGAGACAGAUACUCAGAAGGAGCGGUCACGCUGAUUUCUCUAAAUCUGAGGAAGAAGCCGACGAGGAUCUCUGUCCCGGCUGCCUCCUCGAGGACAGUGGAGGCGUUUGUUCUGGUGGCGGAGCGGCCGGGGGAGGAGGGGCUCCUCUCCAGGUCGGUGCGUCUGAACGGAGACGUGCUGAAGAUGCUGGGUGAUGAAACUCUCCCCGAGCUGACGGGACGACGGCUGCCUCCGUCUGAACACCUGCAGCUGCCGGCCUUCUCCCUCAGCUUCCAUGUCCUCACAGACGCUGGAGCCUCCGCCUGCAACUCCACCUCCACCUCAACCACCACCUCCACCUCAACCCUCCACCUCCACCUCCACCUCCACCUGAACCUCCACCCCUACCUCAACCUCCAACUCAACCUCCACCCCUACCUCAACCUGAACCUCAACCUGAACCUCCACCUCAACCUCCAUCUCCACCUCCACCUCAACCUCAACCUCCACCCCUACCUCCACCUCAACCUCCACCCCUACCUCAACCUGAACCUCAACCUGAACCUCCACCUCAACCAGAACCUCCACCUCCACCUCCACCUCAACCUCCACCCCUACCUCCACCUCAACCUCCACCUCAACCUCAACCUCCACCCCUACCUCAACCUGAACCUCCACCUCCAUCUCAACCUCCACCUCAACCUCCACCCCUACCUCCACCUCCAUCUCAACCUCCGCCUCAACCUCAACCUGAACAUCCACCUGAACCUCUACUCCAUCUCCACCUGA
This is a messenger RNA of Centropristis striata (black sea bass), 2133 nucleotides long. RefSeq names its product heparanase (gene hpse). NCBI's taxonomy places the organism in Eukaryota, Metazoa, Chordata, Actinopteri, Perciformes, Serranidae. Gene Ontology annotation, molecular function: hydrolase activity, acting on glycosyl bonds. The record is from RefSeq and is a predicted model, not a curated record. The transcript has 13 exons. The coding region runs from base 52 to 2133 and encodes 693 amino acids. Gene Ontology annotation, cellular component: membrane; extracellular matrix.